AUGACUAUUAAAAAUAAGUACCCAUUGCCGAGAAUUGAUGAUUUAUUUGACCAACUUCGGGGAGCCGGUGUGUUUUCAAAGAUUGACUUGAGGUCGAGUUAUCAUCAGUUAAAGAUACGGCCGGGAGAUAUUGAAAAGACUGCUUUCCGAACUAGAUACGGUCACUAUGAAUUUUUAGUGAUGUUUUUCGCUUUGACUAAUGCUCCAGCGGCUUUCAUGGACUUGAUGAACCGAAUUUUUCAUCAAUAUCUGGACAAGUUUGUGAUUGUGUUCAUCGAUGAUAUAUUGGUGUACUCUGCAAAUGAACAUGAACACGCCCAGCACCUUCACAUAGUUCUCCAGACUUUGCGGGAACAUCGGUUGUAUGCGAAGUUGUCCAAGUGUGAGUUUUGGCUUACUCAAGUUGCUUUUCUGGGGCAUAUUAUUUCCAAGGAUGGAAUAUGUGUGGAUCCAGCUAAAAUUGAAGCUAUUUUGAAUUGGGAGAGUCCGAGAACUGUUACGGAAAUUAGAAGUUUCCUUGGUUUAGCAGGGUAUUACAGGCGGUUCGUGGAAGGUUUCUCUCUGAUUGCUGCACCGCUUACACGGUUGACUCGGAAAGGAGUACCCUUUGAGUGGGAUGACAAGUGUGAGAAGAGCUUCCAAGAACUUAAGCAACGUUUGGUGUCUGCACCGAUCUUGACACUUCCCACUAGCGGCAGGGGUUAUGUUGUGUAUAGCAAUGCUUCUCAGGAAGACUUGGGGUGUGUACUCAUGCAAGAUGAUAAGGUGAUUGCUUAUGCUUAUCGACAGUUGAAGAAACAUGAGGAAAACUACCCCACUCAUGAUUUGGAGUUGGCCGUAGUGGUUUUUGCUUUAAAAAUUUGGAGACACUAUUUGUAUGGAGCGCAACGCCAAGUUUUUACUGAUCAUAAAAGUCUUAAGUACUUGAUGACUCAGAAGGAGUUGAACUUAAGACAGAGGAGAUGGUUGGAACUGAUUAAGGAUUAUGAUCUUGUCAUUGACUAUCAUCCGGGUAAGACCAAUGUUGUAACAGAUGCUUUGAGUCGGAAGUCAUCCACCACCAUGGCUAGAAUCAAGUCUUACCUUCCUCAACUAGUUGGGGUUUGCUCUAUGGGAGCAAACCUUAUUGGUGGGUAUCAGGGGACCCUCCUAGCUAGAUUUGAGGUUCGACCAACUUUGGUGGAUCAAAUUAAAGAAUUGCAAGAAGUUGAUGAAAAGCUAAGUGCGGAGUUGGAGAAGUUGUAUUUGGGGGUACCUAGUGAGUAUUCCCUCCGUGAUGACGGGGUUUUACAGAAGUUUGGAAGAGUUUGUGCACCGGACAACGAAGAGUUAAAGCGGGCAGUCUUAGAGGAGGCUCAUUCCUCGGCUUAUGCUUUGCAUCCAGGAAUCACUAAAAUGUACAGGACAAUCCGUGAAAGCUAUUGGUGGCCGGGUAUGAAGAAGGACAUUGCGGAGUUUGUAUCCCGGUGUUUGGUGUGUCAACAAGUGAAGGCCGAACAUCAGAAGCCCGCUGGGACCCUACAACCAUUACCGAUACCGGAAUGGAAGUGGGAACAUAUUACUAUGGAUUUCAUUGUUGGGUUGCCGAGAAUUCGUCGUGGUCAUGAUGCCAUUUGGGUGAUUGUGGAUCGGCUUACUAAGUCUGCACAUUUUCUCCUUGUGCGGAUUACAUUUAGCACCGAGAGGUUAGCUAGACUUUACGUGGCGGAGAUUGUGCGACUGCAUGGUGUGCCUGUUUCUAUAGUGUUGGAUCGAGAUCCCAGAUUUACAUCUCGAUUUUGGCCUAAGUUACAACACGCCUUGGGGACAAGGCUAAAAUUUAGCACUGCUUUCCAUCCCCAAACUGAUGGUCAGUUUGAAAGGAUUAUUCAGACAUUGGAAGACAUGCUUCGGGCUUGUGUACUAGAAUUCCAUGGUAGUUGGGCUGACCAUGUGGCUUUAGCGGAGUUUGCGUACAACAAUAGCUAUCAAGCUAGUAUAGGCAUGGCUCCAUACGAAGCGCUUUAUGGGCGGAAAUGUAGAACUCCAGUAUGUUGGGAUGAAGUGGGUGAACGGAAGUUGCUUAAUAUUGAGUUGAUUGAUGAUAUGGUGGAGAAGGUGAAAAUGAUUCGAAAUCGCCUUAAGAUAGCGCAAGAUCGGCAAAAGAGUUAUGCCGAUCACAGGCGUAGAGACCUAGAGUUCGAAGUUGGUGAUGCAGUUUUCUUGAAAGUCUCCCCAUGGAAAGGUGUGAUUCGGUUUUGCAAGGGUGGAAAGCUCGCUCCUCGUUACAUUGGACCAUUCGAGAUUGUAGAGCGGAUUGGUCCAGUGGCUUAUAGACUAAACUUGCCCUCGGAGCUUGGGCGUAUUCACGAUGUAUUCCAUGUGUCUAUGUUGAGGAAGUACGUUCUGGAUCCAUCUCAUGUUUUACAAGCGUUGCCGGUUGAACUGGAUGAAAAGUUGAAUUCUGAAGUGCAACCCGUUGGAAUUUUGGACCGACAAAUGACAAACCUUCGAAAUAAGCAAGUUCCUAUUGUGAAAGUUCUUUGGAGGAGUCAAACAGUUGAAGAGAUGACUUGGGAGCCUGAGGAAGCGAUGCGCAAGCAAUAUCCACACCUUUUUGGUUAUUAA
Molecule: messenger RNA, 2607 nt
Organism: Corchorus capsularis
Lineage: Eukaryota; Viridiplantae; Streptophyta; Magnoliopsida; Malvales; Malvaceae
Source: the annotation of a GenBank genome assembly